UCGAAAGCGUUUUUUUUGGAAAGAAGAGGAACUUUGAUCAAUCUGGCAACCCAGUGAAUAUGACGCGCUUUCUGUGAGAUACAGUUGUGGUGAAAGCAGCGUCGAGCUGAUCGGACUGUCGCAUUUUCCAGCGCUGAACAGAGCGAUAAACGCCAGGAAUGUGUGCUCGGCGCUGCGCUGCGGACCAGAGGAACAGCCGGAGCAGCUAAUCUCCUCUCCCGGGACGGCUCUUCUGGAUUAGACCUGAUGGAGCUGGGCACACGACAAGAGCUGCAGGCAGCAGAUCCUGAUCUCCACUUGUCCCACGCCAGGGGCUGGUGAAGAACGGGCAUCUUCCUCAACCCCUUUCCCCUUCCCCUCGUCCAACGUCAUCCCCCCCACCCCUACCUCUUCUAAAGCCCUCGUCCAGCCUGCCCCUGGCUCCUCUACCUGCCCCUAAGAUGAUUGGCAAGCUGAAGCAGAACCUGCUGGUGGCCUGCUUGGUCAUCAGCUCUGUCACAGUGUUCUAUCUGGGUAGGCACGCCAUGGAGUGCCACCAGCGUUUCGAGGAGCACGGCCAACCGCUGCUGGGCAGCCUGCACGCCACGCUCCGUACGGGCCACAACCUCAGCAGCCCCUUUGUUUACAACAAGGACAUGCCCCUGAUCUUCAUCGGUGGUGUGCCUCGCAGCGGCACCACGCUCAUGAGAGCCAUGCUGGACGCCCACCCGGAGGUGCGCUGCGGCGAAGAGACCCGCGUCAUCCCUCGGAUCCUGGCCAUGAAGCAGAUGUGGAGCCGCUCGGGCCGGGAGAAGAUGCGCCUGGACGAGGCCGGGGUCACCGACGAGGUGCUGGACUCUGCAAUGCAGGCUUUUCUCCUAGAAAUCAUUGUGAAGCACGGUGAGCCGGCAACGUACCUGUGCAACAAAGACCCCUUUGCCCUCAAGUCCCUCACGUACCUAGCUAAGAUCUUCCCGCGUGCCAAGUUCAUCCUCAUGAUCCGCGACGGCCGGGCCUCCGUCCACUCCAUGAUCUCUCGCAAGGUGACCAUCGCCGGCUUUGACUUGAACAGCUACCGGGACUGUCUCACAAAGUGGAACCGGGCCAUUGAGACCAUGUACACUCAGUGCCUAGAGGCGGCAGAUAAGUGCCUGCCCGUGCACUACGAACAGCUUGUUCUGCACCCGGAGAAGUGGAUGAGGACGCUGCUAAAAUUCCUCAACAUUCCUUGGAACGAGGCCGUUCUGCAUCACGAGGAACUCAUCGGGAAAGCAGGAGGCGUGUCGCUCUCCAAGGUGGAGCGCUCCACAGAUCAGGUGAUCAAGCCCGUCAAUGUGGAGGCCCUGUCCAAGUGGGUGGGAAAGAUCCCAGUGGAUGUGCUUCGGGACAUGCCGGUCAUCGCUCCCAUGCUGGCCAGGCUUGGCUACGACCCCCACGCCAAUCCGCCUAACUACGGUCGGCCAGAUCCACGCGUCCUGGACAACACUAGAAGGGUGUUUAAAGGUGAAUUUCAGCUACCUGAUUUUCUUAAAGAACAAUCCCAGCUUCAGAAGUCUUCAGAAAAGCCAAAUCCAAGUUAGGAUGAUCACAGACAUUGAAUACACCCAUGGAACACUCAGGAGCAGCAGCAGUGGGACCACAAUGGACUUACACAGCCCCCGCUGGGACCUCCUCAUUCAAACACACACACACACACACACACAAAAUCAAUCACACACUGGCACCUUCAUGCCUACACACACACACACCACUCACAGCCCCAUGGGCCUGGACCACUUUAUGGAGAACUUUUGGCCUUUGAUGUUGUACUCUGACAAUUGUGGCCUAAGAAUGUCAAUGCUAUCUUGAAUUUUUCUCAUUUUUAUUGAUUUGUUUUUAUUAUUUUUUUAUUUGGUCACACCUUACUUGUACUCGUUUCCUGGCUACAUAAAUCUGUGAUUCUGUUAUAAGAAAAUACAGUGAAUAGCAAAGGAAGUAUUUAUGGACGUUACGAAAGUUAGCUUUUGAAGAUGCGAUAUCUAUUUUAAUGUUAAGUUUACUUUGAUGCCUUUUGUAAUGUGCAAUUCCUUGGGUGCUCCUGUACAAGAUCCACAGUCUCGAGGCUCAGAUGGCGGCGAAACACAAAACUGCAUUUCAUGCCCCUCAUUCACAGCAGUGGUCUUUUGUAGCCUGAUAAGAAUUGUCAGUGUUGAAGGCAAGAUAAUUGCUCAUAAUGUUUUUAUUUCCAUUGGAGGAAAAAAUGGGAUGUCAAAUAUAAAAUGCUUUUUUUGUACUGAAGUGUAAAACAUCAUUGCCAAUUUUUAUUUUAUUUUAUUUUUUUGGGGUGAAAUAAACACUUGAGCGCUGUAGGCUGCUAAUGUGCCCAGAGCAGUAUCCACUACA
Molecule: messenger RNA, 2361 nt
Organism: Astyanax mexicanus (Mexican tetra)
Lineage: Eukaryota; Metazoa; Chordata; Actinopteri; Characiformes; Acestrorhamphidae
Gene: tpst1
Product: tyrosylprotein sulfotransferase 1
Exons: 6
Coding region: 441-1559 (372 amino acids)
Biological process (GO): peptidyl-tyrosine sulfation
Cellular component (GO): Golgi apparatus
Molecular function (GO): protein-tyrosine sulfotransferase activity
Source: RefSeq, a predicted model, not a curated record